UUUGUUGUGUUACGUUUUUUUCGUUAUCUGUCAUAACUUGAAUAUUAGAAAUUUCAUUAAGCGAAAGUACUCAAUGGACAGCAAAUAUGAAGCACUGCCAACAGUGCCUUCUGCAGCUGUUUUCCACGACAAUGGAAGCCUAUUUAGGCAUAAAAAUGCUGGGGCCGUUAGAAAGCAGAAAUUGUUGAAAUGGAUUGGCAUUCUCUUUAUUGUGCUGACAGUCUUUGGAUGCGCAUUUUAUCGGAUUGUUGCAGAAACCAAGCAUUCAGCUAAUUUACUACAACAGAAUGUCUUCCAUCUUUUGUCUACAAGAAAUUCUGCAAAAAUCUAUAUGUGGGAUGUCUCUGGUGCAAAUGUAACACUGCUCCUGCAGAAUCAAGUGACUUUCUCUGAAGAUGUUGGAAACCCAGUUUCAUGUGACAACAGCUCUUUUGAUCUGUGUCUGAAAUGGGAAAAAGAAGGCAGCGAGCUUCCAAAUGCAAAAUUAACUUUAAGGCAGUUCCAGAUAAGUGAGGGUGUUGAAUGCCAUAAAUUAAAUGUGUCUGCUGCUUGGAAUGCAGAUAUAACAUCUUGUGUGUCCAUAACAGGAGAGCAUCUGUAUGGUGGUCCAGUUUUGAAACAAUCUCAGUACUGGCCCAGUGAGAAAAAUGAAAUGCAGAAUGUGCCACGUGCCACUGGACAGGGCACAAUUAAUGGAGUUGCAGAAUCAUUCUGGAUAACAUCUGGAGGAAAAGUUUUUUAUGUUCCUCGUGAUGUUCCAUUGUUUAUCUCCCAAGACAGUCGCCAACUUUGUUUUCGAAGCAAACUUGCGUCACCCUACCUCCGAGAUACUGAAACCACUGUUAAUAUGAAACUUUAUUACUGCCAGAGCAAUGAUGCACAGAAGCUGCACAGGGCAACAGUUAAACGUUUCUUGGGGCUUCCAUCAGGCAUUCCAGACAAAGAAAUGAUACAAAACCCAGUGUGGUCUACUUGGGCCAGAUACAAGAGAGAAAUAAAUGCCACAGUUGUAACAGACUUUGCUGCUCAGAUAGCAGAGUAUGGGUUUAACAGAAGCCAUUUAGAAGUUGAUGAUCGGUGGGAAAGUUGCUAUGGUGAUUUUAAAUUUAAUGAAGGAUUCCCAGAUCCUGGACAGUUUAUUCAAGACCUCAACAAUAAAGGUUUUAGAGUUACCUUAUGGGCUCAUCCAUUUGUCAGUACUGUAUGUUCAGCAUAUUCUGAAGCAAAGUCAAGGAACUAUCUUGUGAAAAAUCUGGAUCAAAGUUGGGACAGAACUGUAUGGUGGAAUGGAAUUGCUGGUCUUGUAGAUUUCACAAAUCGUAAUGCAACAUCUUGGUGGAAUGGGAAACUAACAGCUUUAAGAGACAACUAUGGAAUUGAUGGUUUCAAAUUUGAUGCUGGUGAAACUUCUUACAUGCCUGGAUCUCCAGAAGUUGGACACCUUCAGUCUCCUAUAAGACUGCAGCCAAAUAUUUUCACUUCACAGUAUGUGGAAAAUGCAGCGUCACUUAGUAGAAAUGAAUUGAUGACUGAAUUCAGAGUAAUGUACAUGAAUCAAGGUCUGCCAGUGUUCUUGCGAAUGUCAGAUAAAGAAUCUACCUGGGGUUAUGAAAAUGGCUUGAAGUCUUUAAUACCAACCUUAUUAUCACUCAAUAUUGUUGGGUAUUCAUUUGUUCUGCCUGAUAUGAUUGGAGGAAAUGGAUAUAGUACUAAACCAAGCAAAGAACUUUUCAUACGCUGGUUGCAGGCCUCUACCUUCAUGCCUUCUCUUCAGUUUUCAUACACUCCUUGGGAUUACGAUGACGAAACAGUAGAAAUUGCAAAGAAGUUUACUAGCCUUCAUGCAGAGUAUGGAAAUAUGAUCAUUGAUUUAGCAGAACAGAAGGUUACGAAUGGAACACCUAUUAAUUUGCCAAUCUGGUGGCUUAAUCCUGCUGACACAACUGCACUUGGAAUAGACUCAGAAUAUCUAUUGGGUGAGAAUUUGCUUGUGGCACCAAUACUAGAAGAAGGAGCAACAAGCAGAGACAUAUAUUUACCUGUUGGAACGUGGGAACAGAAAGUGAGAAGUGAUGCAACAACUGUUAUUACUGGCCCUGCAUGGAUCAAAGGUUAUAGAGUUGAACUUGAUGAGUUAGCGUAUUUUGUACGCGUGUCAUGAAUAAGUUCAUACAGUUGUAAAAAUAUUUAAAUUUGUAUGCAAUGUAUUAAUCGUUCAUGUAUUUGGAGAGUUAUGAGCCAUAGUAGCGCAAACAGCCACAUGAAAUGUGUAACACUUAUUGUCAGGCAUUCAUGAAGUUGUAUGUUCUGAAGAUAAGUAAGAAGAGAUGAAGAUCUUUUCUCUAAAGUGAAUUCUCUGGUUCAGUUAUAUGAACCUAUUAUGUCGUUUAGCCUGUCUGUAGCCCAGAAUUUUGGUCACGUUGUCUCUCUUUAACGUAACUUUUUAGUUUCAUAUUUUUAAUUUUCAGAGUAUAAUUUUAUAAAUUGCUGAUUCUCAUCAAAAAUUGAAGUGUUUGUCAUGCAUUGUGUUAAAUAUUUCAUGGUGUUACACUUUCAGUGCUCUCUUAUAUGCUUUUAUUUUGUGAGUUGAAACUUGUGUGCAUAUUUAUACACUGUGGAAUGCAAAGGCUGUGAAACUUGGUGUUAUACUGUAUACAUAGUUAUUAUGUUACUAAGUUUGUAUACUGAUAUUAAUGUCUGAAUUAUUAAACCUGCGUUUCAAGUUUGCUUGUUGCUAUCUUGAAUUGUAGUUUUUAUUUUUAUUGCACGGUCAUAUUUUUUACAAAUUUUGGAUUGUUGUUACGUCAUUAGCAGAUCAAAUUACAGCAGUGGAGUUGCUGUAAUUAGAUAAAUGAAAUUUUUAUCAACUCUUGGAAAGGAUAGAAGAAAAACAUUGUUCUGCUUGUUGUUUUCACAAUGUAGAGCUUGUUACAAAUUAUAACUUCCUUAAAGUUUUCUAGUUUGCAUAAUUAUAAUUUAUUUACACAUACAGUAUAUACUAAUGAGGUUCACAGUUGUUAAGUGCUGGACUUGCAUCAAGGACGACGGUACUUGAAACCCCCCAUUUGGGCAACCAAACUCAUGAUUUUCAAUAUUUCCCUAAAACGAAUAAAUCAAAUGUUAGGAUGUUUUCUGCAAAAAGGAAGUGGCCAAUUUCAUUCCCCAUCAUACCAAAAUCGAAGCUUGUGGUCCAUCUCUAAUGCGCUCAUUAUCAGUGAGACAUUAAACCCAACACCUCCAUACUUUCAUUGACAGUAUACAAGUAAAUGGAUCAAUAUAUUCAUUGGCACUAAAAAGUGUACAUAUAGAUAGUUUGUUUGUAGAGCAUCAAGUUCUACAAUGCACCCAUCAAAUAGAUCGUACUGUGUUAUAUAUCAGUCAAAUAUCACUGUACAUUGGAAUGCCAAUUUUUCUGUUUUGAUUUAUUUAUACAAAUAAUGUGUAAUGUAAGUACAUAUGCCCUGCAGCAUAAUACAAUUACUGUAGGAGCAUGUUCAAAUCAUUUAACCAUAUGAUUUAUAAUUUAUUUCCAAUAAAACAGAUUUGUCUUGAUUGUAUUUUACUGAAUGACACACAAGUUCAGCAAUAGUCUGUGAAUUUGCCAUAGAUUGAGAAAAUUUGAGUGCUAAAUAGUAAGAAUGAUUAUAGUUUUCCAUAAAAAUACGUUGUCAUUUCUAGAUGCUCCUUUACAGUCAGAAUUGUUUCUCUUUCUUGAGUAAAUAUGUGGAUUUCAGAUUCCAUAGCCUAUUAAUGAAUUUGUUGGGACCAUUUAAUGCAAAAGGAUGGUGUUGACAUGUGCAGUGAUCAGAAAAUAGCAAUUAUGGGGAGCAAAUGUGUGAAGCCAUGUAUAAGCAGUAGAAAUGGGGUUAAAGACAUUGAGGAAAUAAUUUGGUUUGAAGGCAUGCUUGUUAAAUCAAGUUUGUUUAAAAUAGGAAUCAUAUUGAAAGGAGGACUGUGUCUUGGGAAUAGGAAGGUCAUUAGAGACAGCUUAUUUUCUCAGUUAGGUGAGCGCAAAUGAAGGAUUUGAUCAUGUGGGUAUUGAAGAGAGAAUCCUUACAUUUGAAUGAAAUUGUUUCAAACAAUCAGAAACAUAAAUUAGUAUUACCAGGCUGGAAAGUGAAUCGUGAUACAUCAAAGAUCCAUUGUUUUAAUCAACUGUGUCAUUUGUAUUUAUAAUUGUGUACAUUUAUUUCUUUGGCUGUUUGAUUGAUCCAUGUUUUUGUUCUUUAUAUUCCUUGCAAAUGCCCGAUUUUAGUAGACCUUAUGUGGUGAUGAUAUGAAGGUAAUUAGAGAUGGGGUCUGGAAAUGCCUAUGGUGUUUUAUUGUGCUGAUAAUUUAUAUUGUCUCAACUGUGGUAGGAAUAAAUGGACUAGACAGGUGCUUUCUGACAAGUUCAUUUUUUUUCAUCAUAGUAUGAGUGUAACAUUUAACGUCUAAGACUGAUCCUUAGGACUACACAAAAACAAAGAGCUUCUGGUACGUUAACAUUACAGUAUUCUGCAGUUUCUUUUGGAAAUACACUUGUAUUUUGCAAUCUAGUAUUGUUUCUGAAGUUCAUUUCUGUCCGAUUGAUAUAUGAUUUAUACAGUUCAUAAAUAUAUAUUGUAAACAGGAGUCCAAAUAUAAAUUAGUAUCAACUCUGAAACAAUUUUGUUAGUAUAAAAUGGAAGGUAUAUUUAUGAAUAUCGGUUAGUAGAAAGGUAACAGAUACUUUCACAAUUGUUCUAUAACAUUGUGACAUAAAUACAAUUUGUUACUGGCGUAGAUGAUGAGAGAAAAACUGAUACACAUUAAAAACAAAGAAUCAAUUCUGUGAUGAUUUCCAGAGGAUAUGAUGAUAGAAAAUGACUGUAAUUAAUACAAACAGAUAGUUGCUAAACAGUGUAGAUUAACAGUAACUAUUAACCUGACAAGAAUGAGUGGAAAGUGCUUACAGUGACCAUAUAUCUGCAGACGUGUUGUAUUUUAUUUUACAUUCCCAUGGAUUGUGGUGUAUGAAACAUAACUCGAUAUUGUUAUUUUUGCACUAAACCCAGUCUUUCACUGGCCAUCAUCAAAUCCACUAACGUUAAAUAUUAACAACUAAUAAAGAGAAUUGUCAUAAAAUGUUGCCGUUAAAUGUGUACUUUUUUAUGUAAUUGUAUUUCAUUGUAGCAACUGAUGAUUGAUUGCUUUCCUGCCACUCCUUUCUCUUUAUAAUUACAUUGGUGUGUCAUUCCAGAAGAGUAAAAAUGUGUGGGAACUGUCAGCUGUGUAACUUGUAAAUCCAUUUUUAAGAUCAUUUCUGCCAUGCAUUGGCAGCGUUUGCAUGUACUGGAUUUGAGUAAGCUAUUUAUAAUAUGUUUAAGGAGAAAUAGUCUCAUGAAUAUAAAUAAAGAAUACAUAUAUUUUUACAUAUAAGUUAUUCAAACGAAGAAAUAAAUGUUACUUAAAUACUG
Molecule: messenger RNA, 5438 nt
Organism: Schistocerca piceifrons (Central American locust)
Lineage: Eukaryota; Metazoa; Arthropoda; Insecta; Orthoptera; Acrididae
Product: myogenesis-regulating glycosidase-like
Exons: 5
Coding region: 74-2161 (695 amino acids)
Biological process (GO): carbohydrate metabolic process
Molecular function (GO): hydrolase activity, hydrolyzing O-glycosyl compounds
Source: RefSeq, a predicted model, not a curated record